AUGUCGCGCAUCAACGGUCGGUUUGCGGGGCACGGCCAGGAGCACGAGCUGCAGCGCAGCGUAAAAGAGCCCGUCUAUAUUUGGCGCAAGGAAUGGGUCGUCCCCACUGCGCUUUCGAAGCCGGCGGGCGCGGUGCCAGGCCUGGCCGAGCGGAUGGGCGUCGACGCCUCGACGCGCUCCGAGACGCCGCUGCGUAUCCUCAAGUGGGUGCGUACCGAGCAGGUGGCGCAGUAUGAAGAGGAGCCGGAAGUGGUCGAGGCGGCGGCCGACGCGCCCCCGCCCGAGACGGUGCCAUAA
This is a messenger RNA of Malassezia japonica, 297 nucleotides long. RefSeq lists its product as uncharacterized. Lineage: Eukaryota; Fungi; Basidiomycota; Malasseziomycetes; Malasseziales; Malasseziaceae. The record is from RefSeq and is a predicted model, not a curated record. Bases 1 to 297 code for a protein of 98 amino acids. The transcript is spliced from 2 exons.